AUGGAUAAGCUAACCGAUGGUAGUUUCGAAGCGAUAUUCGAAGAUGUUCAACGACUAAGAUCGAUUGUUCAAAGGUCUGCUUCAUCCGAUCAACAAAUACAAGAUCGUUUCAAGCAAUUAAUAAUUACAAAAAAUGUAAAUGAUAAAUCAUUGAAUGUAUUCUCUGAUUCCGUACAGAAAUGGUUGGAAUCUGCACUGAAAGAGAAGUUACCGUUGAAAGAGGGUAUGUCGACGCUGAUCAGUUGUUAUCGAAUGGUAUUGGAGACUGUCAACAGCAGAGAGUCAGCGAUGGCUCGUGGCAAUCCACUGCAUUUCAAAAAGUGGUUACAGUUGAUCACCCUAGUAGCAGAGUACAAACAGAGUCAGUUGGCAAUCGAAUUGGCCGAUCAAUUCGCAGUGAUUCUCAGUGAGUGUCGCGAACUCUAUCCCAACGCCAAAGAUCCACAAUUCUAUCAGAAACUAUUCCUACAUCUAAAUUAUAUUAAAAUGCAACUCUACGAUGAAUUAUUAAUGACUUUUUCAACCAAAAAAAUAAGUGAAAUAUUAUCAAAUUGGUUGGAAAUAACAUCGACUUUAGUAACAACAAUAACAACAACAACAGAAAACAAACCAAAUUUCAAUGAUUCUCUAUUUCCAAAAUAUUAUAAUAGAUUAUUAUCAUUUGAUUCAAAUAUUAUUUCUGGAAAUGUAGAUGUCUAUAUACAAUUUAUUUAUUUUACAUUUACGAUAUUAAGUAAAUCUAAACAAUCGAUGUUUUUAAAUAACAAACUUUAUCUAUUUUAUAGAAGAGCAUAUAAACUUGCAUCAGUUAUGGAAUGUUUAUUAUCAAUAACGACAGAGAAUAGUGAAUCAAUCAGCGCAUUACCAUUCGAUAUCUAUAAUUUAAUAUGGAUGCAUAUUCAUUCAAAUUUCUUUAUUACAAAUAGUAUAAAUAAUAAUGAAACAUAUCAAAACAAUGCAAUAGAGAUUAUUGACAAGUCUAAUCACUUAGUCAAACAUAUGAAGUCACAACCACAAUCAAAGAUAUUCACUCUCGAUAUUCUACUACUCCAAAUUACAAAUCAUCUUGGUAAAUUGAGAGUUUACUUUUCACAAUUGUUGAAACAUUCAACAACAACAAUCAAUUCAAAUUUAAAAUCAAUUGAACAAUCAAUUAUAAAUAUAUUGGUUGAAUUGGAAUCUAUUGUAAAUACAACAACAACAACAGCAACAAAAUCAAAAGAUAGCGAUAAAUUAGCAUUUCAAAUCGAUCAAAUCAAUACUAUAGAAUCGAAAGUGGAUACUCUCAGAUCGUUUAGAAUGAGUGUUGAUUGCUACAACCAUAUCGUUGCAUCACUCUGUCAGCUCAAAGAUAAUAAUCUAUUUGAAUCGAUUGCAACCAAACUCUCUGUUAUAUAUCAACUUCCAAUACUUCAAAUCCAAUGGCUUAGAACACUAGAACAAUUCGAUCCAAUAAUUACAAAGAAAUAUUUAAUUGAUAUGGCACAGUUUCAUGUUAGAGUAUUGAUAUCUAAUUUCUCUGUUGAGAAGCUAAUAGCGUUGUUGAAGGAGCCGAUGAUACGAUUGGUGGAUUACUAUAGUGCGUUGGCCGAUCAAGGUGUUAUUGAGGUGGAGGAGUUGGUCCGUUUGUUGCAUUUGGUCAGUGCCAAGAUAUCGAAACAAGACGCCGACACUGAGAAUGCCAUUGAGUAUCUGGAGAAGGGCUACCUGGUGAACAAGAAGAUCACACCUCGCAAUCCAGAGAAGUUGUUACAACAAGGUUACCGACUGGUUCGUCUACUCUUUAAGUACAAUCAACAUCAACGUUCAUUAAAGUAUACAUCCGAUCUUAUUCAAUGGUAUUUCGAAUCGAAAUUCAAUACUCUACUAGAUAGUAACAAUAGCGGCAAUUUGGAGUUGGAAAUAGAUAUCAAUCAAUUGAGGUCAAUGUUUAUGCCUGUACCACCUAGAUAUCAACAACAACAGCAACAACAGCAGCAACAACAAGAAGAUUCACAACAAUCAACAAACAUAACGAUACAUUCAAUUCUGAAACAUUUCAUAAGAUGCCAAUUUGCGAUGUUGGAACAUCAUCAACAAAACGAUGAUGAUGAUGAUAAUGACGAAGCGGUGUUUACUGUUAGUGAUAUUCCUUUCAUUGUGGAUUUAAUUAGAGAUUUACCAGUACUGUUCCAAGUGAAUUGCAAUGAUUUAAUUAUCAAUAUAAUAGAGAAUAUCGAGAGAAUUCUAGCGAGUGUAGACGUUGAUGAACAACCUGUUCUUGCAAGUCGGUAUCUUGUUGAACAUGCCAAGCUACUGAGAUUGCAUCCCGGUCAAUCAUUGGAGGAGGUAGAGAAGUUGCUUUUUAAAUCAUUGGAUCUUCUUGAGAGAGCAAAGUCAAACAAAACAAGCAACAACAACGGAGAUAUUAUUGGUUACGAUACUAUCGGCGAUGAAUUGGCAAAAUUACAUUUCUGGUUGGCAAUAGUCUGGAUUGAACGACAACAAAAUCAAAACUACGAUCCAGAGAUACUCAAGAGUGGUGUUCGUUAUGUUGAGAGUGUAGAAGGUUCAACUAUUUCAGAUACUAGUGAUAAUAAGUUGGAAGAUCAACAACAGAGACAACAACAACAAUCUGGAUUCGAUACAGUCGCUGGUGAACAAUUGAAAUGUGCGUUGAGACAAUGGGGAAGACUACUUCCUGGCUCAGCCAAUCAUUUCGAAUUGUCAUUCAAGAUCUGUCAGUUGGAGUUGCAAUUUGUCAACUCUCAAGAGUCAUCAACGUCAACGUCAUCGACUGACUCCCAUCGUCAAAUCAUUGAAUUGUAUCAACAAUCGAAACUAGCGGUUAAAGAAUCGAGUAAGACUAUCGAUAAUCCAGUGUUUAUCAGAUUGACAAAGUUGGCAUCACUCGUCUACCUAGAACAAGCCAAUUCCAACAUGGCAUUGAAACUAUCGAAUGAGAUAUUAAAGAAUGUCCAAUCAAUGAUUCCAUUGGAAACAAAGGUUGCAAUACUUUCAAGUAGUGGGGGUGGUAGGCAAUCCAUUCAAUCUGACACCGCUAGUACUUCUUCAAGAUCGUCAACAGCCUCAUCCUCGUCAUCGUCAUCUUCAACUUCAUCAACAACAUCAUCACCACUCUCCGCUACAUCCUCUUCAAACUCUGAAUUAGAAGAUCGUGUCACUUUAGUAUAUCAUGGUAAAGUAUCUAAAUGGGGAUGCCUGAGAAUUGCUAUUGAUUCGCUGCUGCAUAUUGCGAGUAUCUACGAGUUGAGAGGUCGUCCCAAAGAAGCACAGUAUCACUACGAGCGAGGUUUGCUCAUUGGCAAUAUCUACGGUUCAAUCAAGAUCACCUGUGAGUUUUUGGUUGAGCUUGGUGAGCUGUGUUACAACCGUCACAACUACACCGAUUCAAAGAUCCACUUGGAGCGAGCCAUCGCCCUAAUGGAGCCAUACGCAUCGAAAGAACCGAGAAUUCAAAAGAUAAACCUCAUGGCCAACAUGCUCCUCGGUGAUCUCUACCGACGACAGAAUCUUACCUCCUACUCUGGAAAGAUCUAUAGCAACUGUUUAAAGUCUAUCGAGAGUUUCCUAUCAAACCAAAAGCUAUUAGAAAGAUUUAAAGAAACAUUAACAUUCAAGAGUGAUUCUACACCAAAAGAAAAACGAUUGUUAAAGUUAAACAAAGUUAGAUCUAGUGAUAAAUCAAAGUUGGCAAACAAUGAAAUAACAAAUGAGAUUCAAAAUCUUCUUGAGAGAUUACAAAUCGAUCCAAAUUCAAAAAUCAAUUUUGUUGCCGAUAAUAGCAAGAAGAAAAAGAAAUCAACAACUACAUCAACAACUACUUCUACUACAACAGCAACUGUUGAAGUUGAAUCAACAUUGUUAUCGAUAAAAGCGAGAGUACAAUCAAAGAUGGCAAAGAUAAUGAUUAUCAAAGAGAAAUACGAUGAAGCUAUUGAAUCGCUGGAGGAAUUGGUUGGACGAGUCGAAGAACAACGAUCUGUCAAUCCGAUAACUCUAUCGAUUUUAGAGUUUCAUUUGGGUCGUGCCUAUUACUUGUCUGUGCCCAAAGAGGAGCGUGAUCAUCUCUGGAAACACUAUCUCACUCCGAAAGCAUUGACAUCCGGUACCAACAAGCUGAUAUUGAAAGCGAGAACACUCUUUCUAAAGGCAUUCUCUCAGUGUGGUCGUUAUAAUAUCAUUAAAUUGACAUCGCUGCUCUGUCGUUACAUUGCCAGCACCACUGGACAGUUACUACCAUACGUAGCUAUCCACUUUUUGAAUCUAUCGAUGGGUGUUAGAUUUAGACAUGAUAUACAAUCGAUUGUACAUCAUCAUGUCGAAGAUAGUACUGGUAAUAAUAAUAACAAACAGCAACAACAAGAUCGUAUAGGUCCACAGUUGGUAGAGUUGAGAAAGCGUUGGUUUAAUUGGGAUGGUGGCAUUCCACUGCCAACAAAACUGGACAACAAGCAAUAUAGUUUGGAGUUGGCGAAGCUCUACAACACCGAUUUGCCUACAGAGUGGUCUGUGAGCAAUAUCUUUAUUGAUGUUGAUCAAAUGUCGAUUAUACUGACAAAGUUAAUGGGUCAGAAACAACCAAUUUUAAUUAGAAUAAGAAUGCCAACUGUUUGUCAAAUCGAUUCUUCACUCUCUGCCAAUGUGGUUGAAGAACAAGAUGAAGAUGAACAAGUAGAUGAAGAUGAACAAGUAGAUGAAGAAGAAGAAGAAGAGGAGGAAGAGGAUGAAGAAGGUGAGGAAGAGGAUGAAGAGAAUGUGGAAGAAGAUGUGGAAGAGGAAGAAGAGGAUGACGAUCCAAAAUUAAUAUUACCAUUUAUCGACAAGUUAAGAGCUGAUAUGAAAACACUUUCCAAUGAAAAUCUAAGAAACAAUCAAGAUAAUACACCUAAACCUGGUUUACCAGAGACAGAUGCCAUGAGACAAAAAUGGUAUAAGCGUAGAAGACAAUUGGAGUCAGAGGUAGAUCAGUUGAGAUUAUCAUUGGAUGGAGUUUUUGGAGCAUGGAAAUCAUUAUUCAUGGGUACUCUGAACGAUUCGCUAUUGUCAGAGAAGUUGGCAGAUCAACUUCCUUCACUCACUGCCCAUUUGGCAACAUUACAGACUGAUGUUAAGUCGAAAGUUGUAAAUGUUAGCCUCUUGGAGUGUCUAAUCAUGUCGCUGGCAUACAUUAAUGAAGCACAUCUACAUCAGGCCAUUAUCGAUCUUCUUGGAUUCGAAACAAUCGAUGAUCUACAUCCUGAAUCCGAAGAUUAUCUUGAACGUGCAGCCGAAGAGAAUUCCGAUUGGAAACUGAUAAAGAAAUCAAAAGAAGCAAUCAUUAAAUCAUUCAAUAUUAUAUUUAAAACCAAAAAAUCCGGUACACAAACAAUUAAGGAAUCAAUUGAAAAUGUAAAAUCUUAUGAUAAAUUACCAAUGGUUUUGAUAAUGGAUAAGAAUUUACAACUAUUCCCAAUUGAAUCAAUCGAUCCACUAAGAGAUUCAUCAGUUUACAGACUACCGUCUUUUGCUUUCCACCAAUUUCUAACUAUGAAGAAUCAACAUAGAAAUGGUACACACUAUUCCAAGGUCGAUCCAAACAGUCUUUUCUAUAUUUUGAAUCCAAAAGGUGAUUUGGUUAAUACAGAGAAAACUUUUGCUAAAAUGUUUGAUAAGACCUGUGCCAACUGGAAAGGAAUAAGAGGAAGAGCACCAACUAAACACGAGUAUCGUGAUGCGCUUGAGGAGCAUCACAUUUAUUUGUAUAUGGGUCACGGUAGUGGUGAACAAUACUAUCCGGGUGACGACAUCCAAAAGUUAAAGAAAUGCGCAGUCUCACUGCUAUUUGGUUGUAAGAGUGGUAGUUUGGAAGAGCAUGGUGAGUACGAACCGACUGGUGUCAUUCUUGAUCUUCUGUUGGCUGGUAGUCCUACUGUCAUUGGUCAUCUCUGGGAUAUCCCUUCAAUGGACUCUGAUAGAAUGGUUCAAAGUUUUAUUGAGAAAUGGUUUGAAGAUAUCAAAGCAAAAGAGGAUGAGGAAAAUUCACUCGAUAUAUCCGAAGCACUUUCAAUAUCAAGAAGAUCUUGUACCUGGAAAUUCUUGGUUGGAUCAAGUUGUAUUUGUUAUGGAAUUCCAACUUAUCUUUUACCAUUUGAAUAA
Heterostelium album PN500 is the source of this 6138-nucleotide messenger RNA. RefSeq lists its product as uncharacterized. Gene Ontology annotation, biological process: proteolysis; meiotic chromosome separation. Gene Ontology annotation, cellular component: mitotic spindle; nucleus; cytoplasm. The transcript is spliced from 12 exons. Lineage: Eukaryota; Evosea; Eumycetozoa; Acytosteliales; Acytosteliaceae. Gene Ontology annotation, molecular function: protein binding; cysteine-type endopeptidase activity. The record is from RefSeq and is a predicted model, not a curated record. Bases 1 to 6138 code for a protein of 2045 amino acids.